GCUAAAAAAACUGAUUUGUCUUCCAGUGGAAGACAAACUGCAACGGUGGAAGAGCUUUUAUACUGAGUUCCUCCUGCAACCGGAAUUAAUCCAAACACCGGAACACAAUGACCGGCGAAACAAAAUUCAGUGUAUUGGUAAGUCUCUUCGAAUGGAUUCAAAAGACUAAAAACUCGGCCAAGAAACGCUCCAAGUUCCGCAAAUUUCUCGACACUUUCUGCAAGUCCGAUGACUAUUUCAGCGCAAUCCGACUCAUACUUCCGAGCCUUGAUCGGGAGAGAGGAUCCUACGGACUCAAAGAGUCAGUCCUCGCCACUUCGCUCGUCGAUGCUCUCAGCAUGUCUCGCGAAUCACCUGACGCUGUUCGCCUCUUCAAUUGGCGUAAAGGCGGCCCUAAAACUGGCUCUAACGCCGGUAAUUUUCCUCUCGUCGCCUUUGAAGUGCUACAGCGUAGGCAAGGAUUGUCAUCAGGUGGACUAACUAUUAAGGAAUUAAAUGAAUUGCUUGAUAGCUUGGCUUCUAGUGAGAACAGGGCAGAAAAAGUUUCGGUUCUUUCUACUCUGAUAAAUAAGACAAAUGCUCAGGAAAUGAAGUGGAUAAUUAUGAUUAUUCUGAAAGAUUUGAAAUUGGGGAUUAGUGAGAAAAGUAUAUUUAAGGAGUUUCAUCCUGAUGCUGAAGACUUGUUUAAUGUUACAUGUGACUUGAAAUUGGUUUGUGAGAAGCUAAAGGAUCGAAGCCAGAGGCAUAAACGACAGGACAUUGAGGUGGGAAAGGCUGUGCGCCCUCAGCUAGCAAUGCGAGUUAGUGAUGCAAAUUCUGCAUGGAAAAAGCUUCACGGCAAGGAAGUAGUCGUAGAAUGUAAAUUUGAUGGAGAUCGCAUUCAAAUACAUAAGAAUGGGGCGGACGUGCAUUACUUUUCAAGGAACUUUCUUGAUCACUCUGAAUAUGGACAUGGAAUGUCAGACAUUAUAAUUCAAAGUGUUCUUGCUGAUAAGUGUAUACUUGAUGGUGAAAUGUUGGUCUGGGAUCCUUCUUUGAAUCGUUUUGCCGAAUUUGGGUCAAAUCAGGAAAUAGCAAAGGCAGCAAAAGAUGGACUUGACAGCGGAAGACAGCUGUGCUAUGUUGCUUUUGAUAUCCUUUAUGUUGGAGAUACCAGUGUCAUUCAUCAAAGCUUAAGGGAAAGACAAGAUCUUCUCAGGAAAUUUGUGAGGCCUAUUAAGGGACGUUUAGAGAUUCUGGUACCUGAUGGGGGUCUCAAUGACCACCGCCUUCCUGGGGAACCGCCUUGUUCGCUGGUUGCUUAUAAUGUGAAUGACGUUAAGAGAUUUUUUGAGGAAACUGUAAAGAACAGGGAUGAAGGGAUCAUUCUAAAGGACCUUGCAUCAAAGUGGGACCCAAGUGAUCGAAGUGGAAAGUGGUUGAAACUGAAGCCUGAGUAUAUCCAGGCUGCUUCGGACUUGGAUGUUCUUAUCAUUGGAGGAUACUAUGGCUCUGGACGUCGUGGAGGAGAGGUGGCUCAGUUCUUGGUUGGUCUAGCAGAGCGUCCAGCCCCAGAUACAUACCCUAAGCGAUUCAUCUCUUUUUGCAGAGUGGGUACUGGACUAACUGAUGAUGAGCUAGCUGCUGUUGUGUCCAAAUUGAAGCCUUAUUUUAGGAAAUAUGAAUACCCGAAAAUGGCACCGCCAAGUUUCUAUCAAGUUACGAAUAACUCAAAAGAGAGACCAGAUGUGUGGAUUGAAAGCCCUGACAAAUCUAUUAUAGUAUCCAUUACCAGUGAUAUUCGAACUAUAAGUUCUGAGGUAUUUGCUGCACCAUAUAGCCUUAGAUUUCCUCGUAUUGACAGAGUGAGAUAUGACAAGCCCUGGCAUGAGUGCCUGGAUGUACAGUCAUUCGUUGAACUUGUACUCACAAGUAAUGGUACCACGCAAAAGACGAAAGAUAACGAAGUUUUGCAAGACCGCAAACUAGCAAGUGUGAAAUCGUCCAGAAAAGGAGGAAGAAAGAAUCUCUCUGCUGUUCCUUCUCAUUUCAUUGAGACUGAUGUCUCCAAUGUUAAGGGAGAUACUUUGAUAUUUUCAAAACUGAUGUUCUAUUUUGUUAACGUGCCUCCAACCCAGUCUCUUGAGUCCUUCCAUAAAAUGGUUGCUGAGAAUGGGGGAACCUUUUCAAUGAAUCUAAAUAAAUCAGUUACCCACUGUGUAGCAGCUGAAAGCAAGGGGAUAAAAUAUCAGGCAGCAAAGCUUCAUGGAGAUAUCAUUCAUUUUUCUUGGGUUUUGGAUUGUUGUUCACAAAGAAAACUUCUCCCUUUACAGCCGAAGUACUUCCUUUUUCUUUCUGACUCUACAAAGAGGAAGUUACAGGAAGAAAUUGAUGAAUAUUCCGAUUCUUAUUAUUGGGAUAUCGAUCUUGCAGACAUGAAACAGCUUUUGGAAAGCAUAAAUAUUUCAGAAAAUUCUCACAGCAUUGCCUACUUGAAGAGAAAGUAUGUUUCAGAAGAUAAAUGGUCUCUUUUUUAUGGCUGCUCUGUGUACUUCUACCUUUCAGCAGAAUCAGUUUUAAGAUCUUCUGAUUGGCAAUCCUUAUUCGGGAUCAAACUUAAGAGAUUUAAGCUUGAAGUCAUGAUGGGCGGUGGCCAAGUGACCAAUAAUCUUGUUAAUGCUACCCAUUUGGUGGUCCUGACUGUUCCAGGAGCCAAUGUGGAUUUUGACUAUCUUACAAAGAGUUUCACAGUUUCAGAGAAACAUCUACUCCGAAAUAAGAAGUUACAUGUAAUUGGAUACCGAUGGUUGGAGGAUUCUUUGGAGAAGCAGAAAAAGUUGCAAGAGGAUGCAUUUAGCUUGAAGCCCUUUGGAUUGCAAGAGUCAAAUAUUGAAGAUUGGAAAUGCAACCUGGACAUGGAAGAUGCCUCUGGAAAUGUUCAUGUAAUAGGAAACCAGGAACAUUCACCAUCUAGUGGCAGCAAGAAGAAAGACACGGGAGACAGAAGUGUUGAACAAGAUACAAUAUUGUCUUCUCCAAAGAGAGAUGCAAAAAGGAAAAGAGGGAGACCUGCCAGCAAGAAUACGAAGAAAGCGAAAGUAGGCCCUAGCAGAGCUCGAAGAACACAGGCACGUGUGCGAAAGCCAGUUAAAAUCUGUGACGACGUAUCAGACGGAAGUAGUUCAUCUGACAACAAGGAAAAUGAAGAAAUCCAUAUAGAAAAGGGAAGAUCCGACAUUAAAGAGAGUGGAGUAGAAUGUUUCGGUUCAUCGCCCAUACACAAUAUAGCCGAAGAAGAGGCGAUUGAAGGUAAUAAGCAGGAAGAGUGUAUUGAUAAAGCUUCAUGUUCUGAAACUGUCGAGAGGCAUCAAGAAAGAGAUGAUCGAUCAGGUAAAACUCCUUACAGUGAAACAGGUGGAAGGUAUGAUGUAGAGGAUAAAUUAGAGGUUAUGGUGGAUCCAGUUCAGGCAAUGUUGAUAGACAUGAUUCCGAGCCUGUCAAUGAAGAAGAAUGUGGAAAUCUCAAGUCAAAUUUUGAAUAGUGAAAAGCCGUCUGAAGAACCUAAUAUGCAGUCUCAGUCUGUGAAGAAAAAGAAAGUCAGCUACAAGGAUCUUGCUAAUCAACUUCUCAAGGAGUGAUAUAAUUUAGUUGACAUCAAUUAUAACUAUGAUAGUAUUGGCUUUGUUCAUGAAUGGCGUGAUGUAUUAGUAAAAUAACCAAUAAUUCGGGUUUCGACAAAAAAAAAAUUUGGUAAAUUUAUAUUAUAUAAUAUUAAUUGGAUGAAUAUGUAACAAAGAUAAA
Molecule: messenger RNA, 3780 nt
Organism: Mercurialis annua (annual mercury)
Lineage: Eukaryota; Viridiplantae; Streptophyta; Magnoliopsida; Malpighiales; Euphorbiaceae
Product: DNA ligase 4
Exons: 27
Coding region: 108-3617 (1169 amino acids)
Biological process (GO): DNA recombination; nucleotide-excision repair, DNA gap filling; DNA biosynthetic process
Cellular component (GO): DNA ligase IV complex
Molecular function (GO): DNA ligase (ATP) activity; DNA binding; ATP binding
Source: RefSeq, a predicted model, not a curated record